This is a messenger RNA of Brassica rapa (field mustard), 4040 nucleotides long. RefSeq lists its product as uncharacterized. The record is from RefSeq and is a predicted model, not a curated record. NCBI's taxonomy places the organism in Eukaryota, Viridiplantae, Streptophyta, Magnoliopsida, Brassicales, Brassicaceae.
AAAAUUGGAUAAAUAGGACACUUUGAACUUGGAUUUGUCACAUUAGGAUUUCUAGAAGAUAUUUUAGGAAAAUAGGAUUUUAGAUCUUGUAAAAUACCAAAGUACCCUUAAUUUACCAAUUAUGUUGAAUUUAAAUUAUAAAUUAUAAUAAUUUUCGUAAUAGAUUUUAAUGUUAAAAUUAAAAUCUAUAAAAAUUAAAAAAUAAAAAAAACACUAAAUGGGAAAAAAGGAGACGCGGGAUGCCGCAAACCUAAUUCCCCUUUCUCUUUGUCUUCUCCGUCGUAGACUCGUCGCUCUCCCACGGCGAUUUAGGGUUCAACGGUGAGAAGCUCUGUUCUUCGUCGGUGUUUCAUCAGCCCGUGGUCUCUACUCUCGUCUCCGUCACCAUCCUUUUCGAUCUCACUGAAGACACAACGGCUGCGAAUCGUUCUUCCUCUUCGUCGGGUCAAAUCGAUUUUCGAAGUGUUCUUCCAUCAAUUUCGCCUCUCAAUCUCACAAUUCUUCACAGAAGGUAUUGGAUUUCAUCUAUAGAUUCUCAUAUUAAACGAAAUCGAAGUGUUCUUCCAUUAAAGCUUGAUUUUUUUUUAAAAUGAUUUGCCGUGUUUCUUAAAAUAAUUUUGUUUCACGGAUUGGUUGAUAUUAUUGAAACCUUUACAUGUGUGAUGAUAUUGAAACCUUUACAUGUUGAACUAAUAAUUUUGUCACGGUUUGUAGCUAUGUCUGAGGAGCUACCGAAGAGGCUUUUUAAGGAGGGCGAGGAGCCCCGAGUUACUCAGAUCAACAACAACUGCAGGAUCGACUACAUAAUCCGAAAGUUCCAAGCGUGGCUGCCAAAGGAGUUGGAUGUCGUGAAGAAAGACCCGGUUUUUCAUCAGAUUUUUAAGCUCCAUGAGAAUGGUCUUGGAUACUCUGCGAGGGUGAUACACAGCUUCUUGUGUAGGGAGCUGGUGACUUUCUUACAGCACGAGCUAUGGUUUGUCUUUGCGAGGAGACCGCUUCGAUUCUCAUUGCAAGAGUUCCACGCCGUAACCGGGUUUGAAUGCGAUACUCACAUUUCGAUUGAGGAGUUUGAAGAGUGGAAAUAUGAUGGUGGUUUCUGGAGCAAGGUUUUGAGGAGAAAAGAUGGAACAAUUACACUCUUCAACCUGUGGACUAAGGACAAGGAAGCUGUAAAGAAAUGGAAGAAUGCAGAUCGCAUACGUCUUAUCUACUUGGCGAUCAUUCUUUGUGUGGUAUUGGCGAGAGAUGAGAAGGCUAAUAUCCCCCUGAAGUACAUCGCGGUGGUCAUGGAUCUUGACAGAGUUCGAAGGUAUCCUUGGGGAGUUGCUGCUUAUGACCUUCUCUGCAAAUCCAUAGCCAAAAAUCGUUCCCAACUGAAGGAAAAGACCACUAGCUAUGUCUUGGAUGGCUUCUCAUACGCCUUGCAGAUUUGGGCAAUGGAAGCGGUGCCAAAAAUCGGGAAGCUUUGUGGAAAAAAGCUGGAUAAGGGUUUCAAGGACGGUCCUAGAUGCAUAAACUGGAUGGGAGCUGCGAAGGUGUCAUAUGAGGAGAUCAUUCGCUUGGAGGAGAUUAUUACACCCAAGGAUGACAUCUACCCAUACAUCUCAUGGACAGGAAAUUAUGAUGUUGUCAAAGCUCAGGCGUUUCGCAGAGAUGAUGAUGUGGAGGAUGACAGAAUCAAGGUUCUGAUGGAGAUGAUAAAGAAGGGGCAUGAUUUUAGUGAGCAUGUUUGGGAAACUGAAGAAAAUGAAGUGAUUUCUUUAUCUCUCGAUGACGAAUCAGCUGUGAAUGAUGAAGCAAGCGUGAAUGUUGAAGCAGCCGAGAGUGAUGACGACUUUCAGACUCCGAAAGGAUCAAAAAACGUUGGUUCUAGAUCAAAGAGGGGUAAAAAGAGGCUUCCCGAUCGUGGUAUGGAGAAGAGAAAGCAUAAGGUUCUCGCAAGUGGCGCAAAGCAAGCUCCUUUUAAUGAAGACAUGAAGGCUUUUAUGACACAGUUGUUUGAGCACAACUUCUCUGGAAUGGAACAAAGGAUACAGAAACAGAUGGCCGAGACAUUUGAGCAGAUGCGGACAGAGCUUAAACAAUCACGUAAGGAAGCCAGCGUUGAAGUUGAGCUUGGAGAGCCUUCACCGACAAAGCCAUCGACGAGCCAGGCACCGUUGAGGAGGUCCACACGCGGGGUAAACAAACACUAGUCUUCACCAUCCUCUUCAAUGUUAUUUUGUCUUGUUUAAGUUCGUGGUUUGCGUGUCUGUUUGUUUUAUUGGCAUCUAAGUUAUCGGCCUGAAUUUUGUUGUACUUUAUAAGGUCUCGGUUUGUAUGUGUGCUUGGUGUGUAAGUGUUCUUGGUUUGUAAGUGUCUUGUUUGAACUUAUGUAAUGGUCUGGAACUUUUAUGUAAAAUAAUUAUUAAUGAUAAUGUAUUUUGGUAUCUCAAUUAUUGCUUAUUUGUCAUGAAAUAACAGGAUGGUUCCGAGACUACAUUCGAUGUGAAUUAUAGUGAAGCAGAUGAUUUGGGUCGCGGGAUAGGUACACAAGGGGUUGAAGGGCUUUCUCAGACGUCGUAUGUGCCAGGCUUUGAUCCAUCUCAGGACAAAAAAGAAGAAGACUGGUGGACUCCAAUGACUUCGGUCCGAGGUUCAGUGGAUAAUCCAGUAAAGAAAGAAAAGACAGAGAUGAAUACAGCUCCACCGCCGUCACAGUGGGAGAAAUGGUGCAAAAGAAAAGGUCAUGGACUUCAGCUUAGCGAUUCACCAUUGCCAGAAGAUGCUUCUCCGCAGGCGUCACUUUAUUAUAUCUCCGAAGAGUCAUGGAAAGGAUUCACGGAAUGGGCAUUAAAGCCUAUACCUUUAACAAUUGGUCCUACAUGCUUUAAUUUGUCUGUAGCUACAAGAGUAGUAAGUGCUGGAAAAUGGCUUGGAAACGAGGUAAUGAAUCUUGUACUAACCUUUAGUGAAUUUAUCUUCCUAACACUUCUUAUAUGCUAUAUUACUUAACUUUCAUUGUAAAUUUUUAGGAGAUGGAUGCGGUUAUGUUUAUAUGGCGUGUGAACACUACAUUGAAUCGUUGGGCCCCUCGGCGUGUUGCUUUCAUGAGUGCUAUGUUUUGCCUCCAAGUAGACGCUGCAUACAAGAAGUUUUUACCAAACAAAAAAGCCUAUCAAUUGCCUGAUUUCCUUCUUGGGUACGGCAGAGGAGAGCUUCCAUCUCAUGGGCGGACUGAUCUAGUUUGGGGUGUUGAUGUUGAUCGACUCUACUUUCCUCUGUUUGUAAAUGGUAACCAUUCAGUUCUUUUUACAUCCUAGUAUACAUUUCUUCGUUUACAAAUUUUUGUGGACACGAACGCAGGUAAUCACUGGGUUGGUGUCUGUGUAAACAUCAUUGAAAGAAAAGUAGAAGUCUUUGAUUGCGGUCGGGGAAAGAACAGACAGUACGUUGAGAAGUUUGCUGCUAUCAUUCCUAGGAUUGUGAAGUCCGUUGCACCACAAGAAAGACAGAAGCAGCUACUCCUCUCAUCAUAUUCUAUCGUGGAUGUGCCUAUGAAGUUGAGAUUGAAUAAAAGUUGUUGUGAUUGCGGUGCAUACGCUUUGAAGCACUUGGAAUGCUCGCUGCUUGGUCUUGACGUCAGUUUAGUGGAUGAUGAAAUCAUUAUGGGUUGUAGACAGAAGAUUGGAGUGGACUUAUGGGAGGCUGCACACGACCCCAUCUUUGCUGAGGUUAUGACACGAUAUGUGCCUUCACCAUGGGAGAGGUCUGAGGUCUUUGACCUGGAGGAUGAUUGAUUAACUGUGAUUUUAGUAGUUUGGUUUGUUAGAAUUAGAAAACAACUUUGGCUUUGGUAUUUGAUUUGAAUUAAGAAACAACUCUAGCUUUGAUUUUGUAUAAAUUAUGAAACAACCCUAUAAAGAACAAAAUCAUAAAAACUGAGGACCCAAACCCUAAACAAACCCUUAACUAAAACCAUAACCAUAGACAUACCCUAACCAAACCCUUAACUUAAACCAUAACCAUAGACAUACCCUAACCAAACCCUAAAACCAUAA